Molecule: messenger RNA, 412 nt
Organism: Suillus subalutaceus
Lineage: Eukaryota; Fungi; Basidiomycota; Agaricomycetes; Boletales; Suillaceae
Exons: 2
Coding region: 11-412 (133 amino acids)
Biological process (GO): L-citrulline biosynthetic process; 'de novo' pyrimidine nucleobase biosynthetic process; UTP biosynthetic process
Cellular component (GO): cytoplasm; cytosol
Molecular function (GO): ATP binding; aspartate carbamoyltransferase activity; dihydroorotase activity
Source: RefSeq, a predicted model, not a curated record
CAAAUACCACAUGCUUCGCAGUGCUGCUAUCAAUGUCAUCAGGCAUCUCGGUGUUGUCGGCGAGUGUAACAUUCAGUAUGCACUUAACCCCAAUUCCAAGGAAUACUGUGUCAUUGAGGUUAAUGCUCGUUCAAGUCGCUCAAGUGCCCUGACGUCUAAAGCUACUGGUUAUCCGCUUGCCUACACUGCUGCUAAAAUUGCCCUCGGGCAUACCCUUCCAGAACUGCCCAACGCGGUGACUAAGACGACUACAGCUUACUUUGAGCCUUCUCUCGAUUACAUUGUCACUAAGAUACCUAAGUGGGAUCUCGCAAAGUUUUCAUUGCAGGUCAACCGCGAAGUUGGGUCCUCAAUGAAGAGUGUUUGGGAGGUCAUGGCUAUUGGUCGCACAUUCGAAGGCUACCUGUGCUGA